Dendronephthya gigantea is the source of this 2268-nucleotide messenger RNA. Its product is annotated as fibrillin-2-like. Gene Ontology annotation, molecular function: calcium ion binding. Lineage: Eukaryota; Metazoa; Cnidaria; Anthozoa; Malacalcyonacea; Nephtheidae. The record is from RefSeq and is a predicted model, not a curated record. Bases 1 to 2268 code for a protein of 755 amino acids. The transcript is spliced from 19 exons.
AUGGCAAUGAACCAUAAAAAAGUGUUCUUGAAUUAUCAAGUGCAAAUCGUGUCCAUUCUAAGUUGUUUUUGGAAAGAUGUUGAUGAAUGCGCACUUGACACUGACAACUGUGACAAUCUAGCAACGUGUAAAAACACCAAUGGGUCGUUCACUUGUCCCUGCAAUGAAGGGUAUACAGGAAACGGAACUACGUGCGAAGAUGUUGACGAAUGCACACUUGGAACUCAUAAUUGCGACAGUAAGGCAACGUGCAGUAAUACCACCGGUUCGUUCAUUUGUACCUGUAAUGACGGUUAUACAGGAAAUGGUACUGCAUGCGAAGAUGUUGACGAAUGCACAGUUGGGACUCACAACUGUCACAGUCAAGCAACGUGCAAUGAUACCACUGGGUCGUUCAAUUGUACCUGCAAUAAAGGUUAUACAGGAAAUGGAACCAUAUGUGAAGAUUUGGAGGAAUGCAUACUUGCAACGCAUAAUUGUCACAGCCAAGCAACGUGUAAAAACACCGCUGGUUCGUUCAAUUGUACCUGUAAUGAAGGUUAUACAGGAGAUGGAAUCACGUGCAAAGAUGUUGACGAAUGCACACUUGGGGCUCAUAAUUGUGACAGUCAGGCAACGUGCAGUAAUACCACUGGGUCGUUCAAUUGUACCUGCAAUAAAGGUUAUACAGGAAAUGGAACCAUAUGUGAAGAUUUGGAGGAAUGCAUACUUGCAACGCAUAAUUGUCACAGCCAAGCAACGUGUAAAAACACCGCUGGUUCGUUCAAUUGUACCUGUAAUGAAGGUUAUACAGGAGAUGGAAUCACGUGCAAAGAUGUUGACGAAUGCACACUUGGGGCUCAUAAUUGUCACAGUCAGGCAACGUGCAGUAAUACCACUGGGUCGUUCAAUUGUACCUGCAAUAAAGGUUAUACAGGAAAUGGAACCAUAUGUGAAGAUUUGGAGGAAUGCAUACUUGCAACGCAUAAUUGUCACAGCCAAGCAACGUGUAAAAACACCGCUGGUUCGUUCAAUUGUACCUGUAAUGAAGGUUAUACAGGAGAUGGAAUCACGUGCAAAGAUGUUGACGAAUGCACACUUGGGGCUCAUAAUUGUCACAGUCAGGCAACGUGCAGUAAUACCACUGGGUCGUUCAAUUGUACCUGCAAUAAAGGUUAUACAGGAAAUGGAACCAUAUGUGAAGAUUUGGAGGAAUGCAUACUUGCAACGCAUAAUUGUCACAGCCAAGCAACGUGUAAAAACACCGCUGGUUCGUUCAAUUGUACCUGUAAUGAAGGUUAUACAGGAGAUGGAAUCACGUGCAAAGAUGUUGACGAAUGCACAGUUGGGGCUCAUAAUUGUCACAGUCAGGCAACGUGCAGUAAUACCACUGGGUCGUUCAAUUGUACCUGCAAUAAAGGUUAUACAGGAAAUGGAACCAUAUGUGAAGAUUUGGAGGAAUGCAUACUUGCAACGCAUAAUUGUCACAGCCAAGCAACGUGUAAAAACACCGCUGGUUCGUUCAAUUGUACCUGUAAUGAAGGUUAUACAGGAGAUGGAAUCACGUGCAAAGAUGUUGACGAAUGCACACUUGGGGCUCAUAAUUGUCACAGUCAGGCAACGUGCAGUAAUACCACUGGGUCGUUCAAUUGUACCUGCAAUAAAGGUUAUACAGGAAAUGGAACCAUAUGUGAAGAUUUGGAGGAAUGCAUACUUGCAACGCAUAAUUGUCACAGCCAAGCAACGUGUAAAAACACCGCUGGUUCGUUCAAUUGUACCUGUAAUGAAGGUUAUACAGGAGAUGGAAUCACGUGCAAAGAUGUUGACGAAUGCACACUUGGGGCUCAUAAUUGUCACAGUCAGGCAACGUGCAGUAAUACCACUGGGUCGUUCAAUUGUACCUGCAAUAAAGGUUAUACAGGAAAUGGAACCAUAUGUGAAGAUUUGGAGGAAUGCAUACUUGCAACGCAUAAUUGUCACAGCCAAGCAACGUGUAAAAACACCGCUGGUUCGUUCAAUUGUACCUGUAAUGAAGGUUAUACAGGAGAUGGAAUCACGUGCAAAGAUGUUGACGAAUGCACAGUUGGGGCUCAUAAUUGUCACAGUCAGGCAACGUGCAGUAAUACCACUGGGUCGUUCAAUUGUACCUGCAAUAAAGGUUAUACAGGAAAUGGAACCAUAUGUGAAGUUAAUCAUAAAAUACAUUUAUAUUUCACUGAAAGUGACAAUAAUGACUUAUACAAUCUAAUUGGACGUUAUUAUUUAAAGAAAAUCAACUCGAUCGCUUAA